CGUCUUCGGUUGCUUCCCGUUCGCUCGGUGCCUCCCCUCCCCCGCUCGGCUGUCCGUGCCCCUCUUGGGCGCCGGGGCGGCGGGGCCGUCGGCGUGCGGCCCUCCGCGCGUCCGCACGUGCGCCCGUGCAAGUUUCCGCCGCCCGCACCCCGGCGCGCGUCCCUGACACCGAGUCGGAGCGGGGGCAGGGGUCUGACCGCCAUGACCCCCCGAAGCCCCGCGUGAGGGGCCGAGAUGUGGUGAUCUACCAGCGCUUUGUGUGGACAACCCCUGUGAUUGCCAUACCUCUGGACGCCCCCGGGGGCCUGAGCCCCUCAACUUCACCACCGGCACCAUGUCGACCUCAUCACUCCGGCGCCAGAUGAAGAACAUCGUCCACAACUACUCAGAGGCCGAGAUCAAGGUCCGAGAGGCCACAAGCAAUGACCCCUGGGGCCCGUCCAGCUCCCUCAUGUCGGAGAUCGCUGACCUCACCUACAACGUGGUGGCCUUCUCGGAGAUCAUGAGCAUGAUCUGGAAGCGGCUCAAUGACCAUGGCAAGAACUGGAGGCAUGUCUACAAGGCCAUGACGCUGAUGGAGUACCUCAUCAAGACGGGCUCGGAGCGCGUGUCGCAGCAGUGCAAGGAGAACAUGUACGCAGUCCAGACGCUGAAGGACUUCCAGUACGUGGAUCGUGACGGCAAGGACCAGGGCGUGAACGUGCGCGAGAAGGCCAAGCAGCUGGUGGCCCUGCUGCGGGACGAGGACCGGCUUCGGGAGGAGCGGGCCCACGCACUCAAGACCAAGGAGAAGCUAGCCCAGACGGCCACAGCCUCCUCGGCAGCCGUGGGCUCUGGGCCCCCACCUGAGGCCGAGCAGGCGUGGCCACAGAGCAGCGGGGAGGAAGAGCUGCAGCUGCAGCUGGCCCUGGCCAUGAGCAAGGAGGAGGCCGAUCAGCCGCCGUCCUGCGGCCCCGAGGACGACGUCCAGCUCCAGCUGGCCCUUAGUUUGAGCCGAGAGGAGCACGAUAAGGAGGAGCGGAUCCGGCGCGGGGAUGACCUGAGGCUGCAGAUGGCCAUCGAGGAGAGCAAGAGGGACACGGGGGGCAAGGAGGAGUCAUCCCUCAUGGACCUCGCUGACGUCUUCUCAGCCCCGGCUCCUGCAUCUGCUUCGGACCCCUGGGGGGCACCAGCGCCCAUGGCUGCUGCUGUCCCUGCAGCUGCCCCUGCCUCGGACCCCUGGGGGGGAGCUGCUGUCCCUCCAGCUGCUGACCCCUGGGGCGGUCCGGCUCCCACGCCGGCCUCUGGGGACCCCUGGAGGCCAGCUGCCUCCACAGGGCCCUCAGCGGACCCGUGGGGUGGGACCCCAGCCCCCACAGCAGGAGAGGGGCCCACACCCGACCCAUGGGGAGGCUCUGAGGGCGGGGCCCCCGUCAGUGGACCCCCAGCCUCUGAUCCCUGGGCACCAGCGCCAGCCUUCUCGGACCCCUGGGGAGGGUCCCCUGCCAAGCCAAGCACCAAUGGCACUGCAGUGGCUGGGGGCUUCGACGCUGAGCCUGAUGAGUUCUCAGACUUUGACCGACUCCGCACGGCGCUGCCAGCCUCGGGGAGCAGCACGGAUGUAGAGGCAAGUUGCCAAAAUGGUACCAAGAAUGCCCUCCGGAGAUCGGCCACCCGCUGUCCCUGCCGACCCUCCCUGGCUCUGGGCCCCUUUCCAGUGGGGGGAGCUGGAGCUGCUAGCAGGAGAGGUGCCCGCCUGCAGCCCAGGGGCCUUCGACAUGAGUGGGGUCGGGGGCUCCCUGGCCGAGGCCGUGGGGAGCCCCCCACCCACAGCCGGCCUGGCCCCCACGCCCCCCACACGGAAGACCCCAGAGUCAUUCCUGGGCCCCAACGCAGCCCUCGUGGACCUGGACUCGCUGGUGAGCCGGCCGGGCCCCGCACCACCAGGAGCCAAGGCCUCGAACCCCUUCCUGCCGAGUGGAGCCCCGGCUGCUGGCCCCUCCGUAACCAACCCCUUCCAGCCAGCACCCCCGGCGACACUCACCUUGAAUCAGCUCCGCCUCAGCCCUGUGCCCCCCGCCCCCGGGGUGCCGCCCACCUACAUCUCUCCCCUUGGUGGGGGCCCCGGCCUGCCACCCAUGAUGCCCCCCGGGCCCCCGGCCCCCAACACUAACCCCUUCCUCCUGUAAUGCGGUGGGAGGAACAAGGCCGCUCGGCGUCCUGCUCCUGCCCGGGAGAUCAGUGUGGAGAGUGCAUGUGAAUCGGGGGGCCCAGCACCUCCCCCCGCCUCCCGGGCCCGCUCACACUACACCCUCCUCCCGGCCCGACCUGCCUCCCUGAGCCGGACACGGGUGGGGAGGGCCGGCUGACGAGGACCCCUUUCCAUGGCAUUAGAAGGGGAGGACUGUGGGGUCCCCGCCACUCCUCCUCCCUCCACACUGCCCCCCAAUCCGUGUUUGAGCCUCACUCCCCUUUGCACCCCUGGGUGAAACCUUGGUGAUGAUUUUGGCAACUUCGGGAAUAAAAGGCAGUUCUCACGGG
Messenger RNA from Heterocephalus glaber (naked mole-rat), 2520 nucleotides. RefSeq names its product epsin 1 (gene Epn1). Gene Ontology annotation, biological process: endocytosis. The record is from RefSeq and is a predicted model, not a curated record. Gene Ontology annotation, cellular component: plasma membrane; clathrin vesicle coat; endosome. Lineage: Eukaryota; Metazoa; Chordata; Mammalia; Rodentia; Bathyergidae. Gene Ontology annotation, molecular function: clathrin binding; phospholipid binding.